UGCAAGUUUCAGUUUUGGGCAGAAAAGCCUGGAGAAAUGAGCUCGUGGAGCUGUGAAAAGGCUGGGGAGAGGGGAGGAAGUUAAAAGAGAGUUGAAAAGGCGAAGGGGAGAGGGGGGAAGGAAAGUGGAUUUUAAAAGAGUGCCAAAAAAGAGAGGGCAAGUUAAAAAACGGAAAAAAGGAGAAGGAAAUGAAAAAGGAAGGAGAAGGGACGGAAGAGCACCAGCAGCAGAAAAGAGCUUAUUUCCUGCAGACAGACUAGGAACAGUGGGGCAAAAGAGGGAGCCCCUUUCGUGCAGAGAGUGCCAGCCCAGAGGCGAUUACAUAGGCGUGGGGGGGGCCCUGUGUCUGCCUGGGACCCCGAUUUGCAACGUCUCCUUAGAGCUCGGAUCCCCAGCAGCUGGUGCUGUUGGGGGAAACCGUCUCUUUGCAAGUUGACUGCCCGCUGUUUCAUUUUGGAGUGAACCAUUCUCGGAUUAACAUAAAUUUGUUGUUGUUGGUAAACAAAAGGGAAAUUCGCCGAAAAUGACCCAAGAUGUCUGACAAAAUGUCCAGCUUUCUGUACAUCGGGGACAUCGUCUCCCUCUAUGCCGAGGGCUCAGUUAACGGCUUCAUCAGCACCUUGGGGCUGGUGGAUGACAGAUGUGUGGUUCAACCAGAGGCAGGUGACCUUUGUAACCCUCCUAAGAAAUUCAGAGAUUGCCUUUUUAAAGUAUGUCCUAUGAACCGCUACUCUGCACAGAAACAAUACUGGAAAGCCAAGCAAGCAAAACAAGGGAACCACACAGAAGCAGCACUGCUAAAGAAACUACAACAUGCAGCGGAACUGGAACAGAAGCAGAAUGAAUGUGAGAACCGAAAGUUACUGGGUGAAAUUGUAAAGUACAGCAAUGUCAUACAGUUACUUCACAUAAAAAGCAACAAAUACCUUACAGUCAAUAAGAGGUUGCCAGCCCUGUUGGAGAAGAAUGCUAUGCGGGUUUCUUUGGAUGCUUCUGGGAAUGAGGGAUCCUGGUUUUACAUCCAGCCCUUCUGGAAACUGAGGAGUGAAGGUGACAAUAUUGUAGUAGGAGACAAAGUUGUGCUCAUGCCAGUCAAUGCAGGGCAGCCUCUUCAUGCCAGCAACAUAGAACUCCUGGAUAACCCAGGAUGCAAAGAGGUAAAUGCUGUCAAUUGCAACACCAGCUGGAAAAUCACCUUAUUCAUGAAAUACAGUUGUUACAGAGAAGAUGUGCUGAAAGGUGGAGAUGUUGUCAGAUUGUUCCAUGCUGAGCAGGAGAAGUUUCUGACUUGUGAUGAGUAUCAGAAGAAGCAACAUAUCUUCCUUCGCACAACACUGCGUCAGUCGGCCACUUCUGCAACAAGUUCUAAAGCCCUGUGGGAAAUAGAGGUGGUACAUCACGAUCCGUGCCGUGGAGGUGCAGGGCAAUGGAACAGCCUAUUUAGAUUUAAACAUCUAGCAACUGGAAACUACUUGGCUGCAGAGCUUAAUCCACACUAUCCAGAUUGUACUAAUGGGGAAAAGGCUGUGCAGAGAGACAGCGAACUUCUCACUUCAAAGAAGAAACGACAGGCAGGGGAGAAGAUUAUGUAUACUUUGGUGUCUGUGCCACAUGGAAAUGACAUUGCCUCUCUUUUUGAACUGGAUGCUACCACUCUGCAGCGAGCUGAUUGCUUGGUUCCAAGGAAUUCAUAUGUUCGACUGAGACACCUUUGUACCAAUACAUGGGUCACCAGUACCAGUAUUCCAAUAGACAAAGAUGAAGAAAGGCCUGUUAUGUUAAAGAUUGGAACUUGCCAAACAAAAGAAGACAAGGAAGCUUUUGCUAUUGUAUCUGUUCCACUCUCUGAAGUUAGAGAUUUGGAUUUUGCCAAUGAUGCCAACAAAGUUUUAGCUUCAACUGUUAAGAAACUUGAGAAUGGCUCAGUCACACAAAAUGAAAGGAGGUUUGUAACCAAGCUGCUGGAAGACCUCAUUUUUUUUGUUGCUGAUGUGCCCAAUAAUGGUCAGGAAGUUUUGGAUGUGGUAGUCACUAAGCCCAACCGGGAAAGGCAAAAGUUAAUGAGGGAACAAAAUAUAUUGGCUCAGAUAUUUGGGAUCCUCAAAGCUCCAUUUAAAGACAAAGCAGGAGAAGGAGCCAUGCUGAGACUUGAAGAUCUGGGUGACCAGAGAUAUGCACCAUACAAAUACAUGUUGAGGCUUUGUUAUAGAAUCCUCCGUCAUUCCCAGCAGGACUACAGGAAAAACCAGGAAUAUAUUGCUAAGAAUUUCUGCGUUAUGCAGUCCCAGAUUGGCUAUGACAUCUUGGCAGAAGACACUAUCACAGCUUUGUUGCACAACAACAGGAAACUACUAGAGAAACAUAUCACAGCUAAAGAAAUAGAGACAUUUGUGAAUUUGCUCAGGAGGAAUCGAGAGCCAAGGUUCUUGGACUAUCUCUCAGACUUGUGUGUUUCUAAUACAACGGCAAUCCCAGUAACUCAGGAACUUAUUUGUAAAUAUAUGUUGAGUCCAGGAAAUGCCGACAUUCUCAUUCAAACCAAGUUGGUUUCAAUGCAAAUGGACAACCCCUUGGAAUGCUCUGCCCUCUCGGAUGAUAUGGAUGAAGAAGAAGUUUGGCUUUACUGGAUUGACAGCAACAAGGAACCUCAUGGCAAGGCAAUCAGGCAUCUUGCUCAAGAAGCUAAGGAGGGAACCAAAGCUGAUUUAGAAGUCCUUACUUAUUACAGGUAUCAAUUGAACCUCUUUGCAAGGAUGUGCUUGGACCGCCAAUACUUGGCCAUAAACCAGAUUUCCACACAGCUCUCAGUUGAUCUGAUCCUGCACUGUAUGUCAGAUGAGAGCCUGCCUUAUGAUCUGCGAGCAUCCUUCUGCCGUCUUAUGUUGCAUAUGCACGUGGAUAGGGAUCCUCAGGAGAUCGUCGUGCCAGUGAAGUAUGCCAGGCUGUGGACUGAAAUUCCAACCAAGAUUACCAUCCAUGAGUACGACUCCUUCACAGAUUCAUCAAGGAAUGACAUGAAGAGGAAAUUUGCUUUGACGAUGGAAUUUGUAGAAGAGUACUUGAAAGAAGUUGUGAAUCAGCCCUUUCCUUUUGGAGAUAAAGAGAAGAACAAAUUAACUUUUGAGGUGGUGCAUCUGGCUCGCAAUCUCAUAUACUUUGGUUUUUAUAGUUUCAGUGAGCUACUAAGGCUGACCAGAACACUACUGGCUAUCCUCGAUAUUGUACAAGGGCCUAUGCCAUCAUACUUUGAAAGAUUAAGCAAAUUUCAGGAUGGAGGAAACAACGUUAUGAGGACCAUACAUGGUGUGGGAGAGAUGAUGACUCAAAUGGUCCUCAGCAGAGGUUCUAUCUUUCCUCUGUCUGUACCUGAUGUGCCUCCAAGCAUCCUCCCAAGCAAACAAACCAUCACUUUAGAGAGUGAAGAUGUCACUGUGAUGGACACAAAGUUAAAAAUCAUUGAGAUUUUACAGUUUAUACUUAGUGUUCGACUUGACUACAGAAUAUCCUACAUGCUGUCUAUUUACAAGAAGGAAUUUGGGGAAAGCAAUGAAAAUGUUGAUGGUUCUGUAGCAUCUCCACCUGACUCGCCAACUAUCACCUCAGCAGUUGUACCUGACAUUGAUGAAAUUGCUGCUCAAGCGGAGACUAUGUUUGCUGGCAGAAAAGAAAAAAAUGCAGUUCAGCUGGAUGACGAAGGGGGCAGGACCUUCUUGCGAGUCCUUAUUCACCUGAUUAUGCACGACUACCCUCCUUUGCUUUCAGGGGCUCUGCAGUUGUUGUUUAAACACUUCAGCCAACGAGCAGAAGUUUUGCAAGCAUUUAAACAGGUCCAGCUGCUGGUGUCUAAUCAGGAUGUUGACAACUACAAGCAAAUCAAAGCUGAUCUUGACCAGUUAAGGCUUACUGUAGAAAAAUCUGAACUUUGGGUUGAAAAGAACAGCAGUUAUGAGAGUGGAGAGCUGGGUGAAAGUCAGACAAAAGGAAGUGAUGAGCCCACUGAGGAACCAAAUAUUUUAAGUCCAGUCCAGGAUGGGAGCAAGAAACCUCAGAUUGACAGCAACAAGAGUAACAACUAUAACAUUGUCAUGGAGAUUUUGAUCCGACUAAGCAAACUCUGCAUCCAAAAUAAAAAAUGUCGAAAUCAACAGCAACGAUUGCUUAAAAAUAUGGGAGCACAUAGUGUGGUGUUGGAUCUUCUGCAGAUCCCCUAUGAAAAGAUUGAUGAAAAGAUGAAUGAAGUUAUGAAUUUAGCGCACAUGUUUCUUCAGAACUUCUGUCGUGGAAAUACUCAGAAUCAAGUUCUCCUUCAUAAACACCUCAACUUAUUCCUAACACCUGGUCUUCUUGAGGCUGAAACCAUGCGGCACAUCUUCACAAACAAUUACCAUCUGUGCAACGAAAUUAGCGAGCGGGUGGUGCAGCACUUUGUGCACUGCAUUGAGACACAUGGCCGCCACGUGGAGUAUCUACGCUUUCUGCAGACCAUUGUAAAGUCAGAUGGCAAAUACGUGAAGAAAUGCCAGGAUAUGGUAAUGACAGAGCUAGUCAACGGCGGUGAAGAUGUGCUGGUGUUUUACAAUGACAGAGCAUCAUUUCCAAUCCUUCUCCAAAUGAUGUGCUCUGAGCGAGAGCGAGUGGAUGAGAGUGGGCCACUGGCUUAUCACAUCACGCUGGUAGAGUUGCUAGCUGCAUGUACAGAAGGGAAGAAUGUCUAUACUGAGAUCAAGUGUAAUUCCCUUCUCCCACUGGAUGACAUUGUGAGAGUGGUGACUCACGAUGACUGCAUACCGGAGGUGAAGAUUGCAUAUGUGAACUUUGUCAAUCAUUGCUAUGUGGACACUGAGGUGGAAAUGAAGGAAAUCUAUACCAGUAACCAUAUCUGGAAACUAUUCGAGAACUUCCUUGUUGAUAUGGCACGGGUCUGUAACACAACCACAGACAGAAAGCACGCGGAUGUAUCCUUGGAGAGUUAUGUCACUGAACCUGUAAUGAACAUAGUGAGUGGCUUCUUCAAUUCUCCAUUUUCAGACAACAGCACAAGCCUCCAGACACAUCAACCUGUUUUUAUUCAGUUGCUGCAGUCUGCAUUUAGAAUUUACAACUGUACCUGGCCAAACCCAGCACAGAAGUCAUCAGUGGAGUCUUGCAUCAAGACAUUGGCUGAAGUUGCAAAGAACCGUGGGAUUGCAAUUCCAGUGGAUUUGGACAGCCAAGUCAAUACCCUGUUCUUGAAGAGUCACUCCAAUAUGGUCCAGAGAGCAGCGAUGGGUUGGAGAAUGUCUGCUCGUAGUGGUCCUCGCUUUAGAGAAGCCCUUGGAGGACCUGCCUGGGAUUACAGGAAUAUCAUUGAGAAGCUACAGGAUGUGGUGGCGUCUUUGGAACAACAGUUCAGUCCUAUGAUGCAGGCUGAGUUUUCAGUGUUGGUGGAUGUAUUGCACAGCCCAGAACUUCUUUUUCCUGAGGGAAGUGAUGCUAGAAUCCGAUGUGGGGCUUUCAUGUCCAAGUUGAUAAAUCACACAAAGAGGCUCAUGGAGAAGGAAGAAAAACUCUGUAUUAAAAUUCUCCAGACAUUACGAGAAAUGCUUGACAAGAAGGACAGCUUUGUGGAAGAGGGUAGCAACCUCAGGAAAAUACUUCUCAAUCGUUAUUUUAAAGGUGACUAUGGAAGCAGCAUCAAUGGUCCUUUAUCCAGUAACUAUGGCAAAACUACUCAAGGAGGAGGUAGCUUUUCAGGACAAGAUUCCGAUAAAUCUGGUGUGUCAAUGCAUGAUAUUCAGUGCAUUUUGGAUAAAGAAGGAGCAUCAGAAUUAGUAACAGAUGUUAUAGUUAGUACCAAAAAUGACAGGAUAUUCUCAGAAGCCAUCUUGCUUGGCAUUGCAUUGCUUGAAGGUGGAAACACACAAAUUCAGUAUUCCUUUUAUCAGCAACUGAAUGAACAGAAAAAGUCUGAGAAGUUUUUUAAAGUUCUGUAUGAUCGGAUGAAAACAGCCCAGCAGGAAAUCCGAUCAACGGUAACUGUAAACACUAUGGACCUGGGGAGCAAAAAGAAGGAUGAUGACAAUGACCUGACUGUGUCUGUUCCAAAAAGCAGAGUAAGGGACUCAAACAUGCAUCUGAAAGAAGGAAUGAAAGGGCAAUUAACAGAAGCUUCAACAGCAACGUCCAAAGCAUACUGUGUAUACCGUAGAGGAAUGGACCCAGAAAUAGAACUUAUGAGUGCAGGAACAGAUCUGGCACAUUCAGAAGAAAAAUCUUCUGAAGAAAUGACAAUGAGUCCUGCCAUUGUAAUAAUGCAGCCAAUAUUGAGAUUUCUUCAGUUAUUAUGUGAGAAUCACAAUCGAGAACUCCAGAACUUUUUAAGAAAUCAAAACAACAAGACCAAUUACAACCUAGUAUGUGAGACUCUUCAAUUUUUGGACUGCAUUUGUGGAAGUACAACGGGCGGCCUAGGACUUCUGGGCCUGUACAUCAAUGAGAAGAAUGUAGCUCUGGUGAACCAAACACUGGAAAGCUUGACAGAAUAUUGCCAAGGCCCAUGCCAUGAAAACCAGACUUGCAUAGCUACACAUGAAUCUAAUGGCAUAGACAUUAUCAUUGCCCUGAUCCUGAAUGAUAUCAACCCUCUUGGAAAAUACCGCAUGGACCUAGUGCUUCAGCUGAAGAACAAUGCCUCCAAGCUUUUGCUAGCGAUUAUGGAAAGCAGGCAUGACAGUGAGAACGCAGAAAGAAUCCUUUUCAACAUGAGACCAAGAGAGCUGGUGGAUGUAAUGAUAAACGCAUAUAAUCAGGGUCUAGAGAGUGACCACGAGGAGGAAAGCAGUGAUGACAGUAUUUCGCCAAAAGAUGUUGGACAUAAUAUCUACAUAUUAGCACAUCAGUUGGCACGUCACAACAAAAUACUGCAGCAGAUGCUAAAACCUGGGUCUGAUCCAGAAGACGGAGAUGAAGCUUUGACGCACUACGCCAACCACACAGCCCAGAUUGAGGUUGUCCGUCAUGAUAGAACUAUGGAACAAAUAGUCUUCCCUCUGCCAAAUAUCUGUGAAUUCCUCACGCAUGAAUCCAAGUGCCGUGUAUUCAAUACCACUGAGAGAGAUGAACAAGGAAGCAAAGUGAAUGAUUUUUUUCAACAGACAGAGGACCUGUACAAUGAAAUGAAGUGGCAAAAGAAAAUCAGGAAUAACCCAGCACUCUUCUGGUUCUCCCGGCAUAUUUCCCUCUGGGGAAGUAUAUCUUUCAACUUGGCAGUCUUCAUCAAUCUAGCAGUAGCUCUUUUCUAUCCCUUUGGAGAUGAUGGAGAUGAAGGCAUACUUUCUCCAUUGUUUUCAGUUCUCCUCUGGAUAGCAGUGGCCGUCUGUACAUCUAUGCUGUUUUUUUUCUCGAAACCUGUUGGUAUUCGCCCUUUUCUGGUGUCCGUAAUGCUCAGAUCUAUAUAUACAAUUGGACUUGGACCUACAUUGAUCCUUCUUGGUGCUGCUAAUCUUUGCAACAAGAUUGUAUUUUUGGUAAGCUUUGUUGGGAAUCGUGGCACGUUUACUCGUGGAUACAGAGCUGUCAUCAUGGACAUGGCGUUUCUCUACCAUGUUGCCUAUGUCCUUGUCUGCAUGCUGGGCCUCUGUGUGCAUGAAUUCUUUUACAGCUUCCUGUUAUUUGAUUUAGUAUACAGAGAGGAGACUUUGUUGAAUGUCAUUAAAAGUGUUACACGGAAUGGGCGCUCCAUUAUCCUGACUGCAGUAUUAGCUCUCAUCCUUGUAUACCUCUUCUCUAUUAUUGGGUUCUUGUUCUUGAAAGAUGACUUCAUUAUGGAGGUGGAAAGACUGAAAAAUAAAACAUCUAUUGCAGACAGUGAUACAGUGCCUACUACAACUUUAACAACAAUGCUGGAAACAUGUGCAAGUGAGAACUGCUCUACAACAAUACCAGCUAUAAAAUCAGGUGAAGAAGCUGAUGAGGAUGGGAUUGAGAGGACAUGUGACACUCUGCUAAUGUGUAUUGUGACAGUUUUGAACCAAGGCCUGAGGAAUGGUGGUGGAGUUGGCGAUGUGCUUCGAAAGCCUUCCAAAGAUGAACCACUCUUUGCUGCUCGAGUUGUUUAUGAUCUCCUGUUUUAUUUCAUUGUCAUCAUUAUUGUGCUGAACCUCAUCUUUGGAGUCAUCAUUGAUACAUUUGCAGAUCUCAGAAGUGAAAAGCAGAAAAAAGAGGAAAUCUUAAAGACAACCUGUUUCAUCUGUGGGCUUGAGCGAGACAAAUUUGAUAACAAGACAGUUUCAUUUGAAGAGCACAUAAAAUCGGAACACAACAUGUGGCACUAUCUCUACUUUAUAGUUUUGGUCAGAGUGAAAGACCCAACAGAAUACACUGGUCCCGAAAGUUACGUGGCUCAAAUGAUUGUGGAAAAGAAUUUAGAUUGGUUCCCUCGGAUGAGAGCCAUGUCCUUGGUCAGCAACGAAGGGGACAACGAGCAGAACGAAAUCAGGAAUCUGCAAGAGAGGCUGGAGUCUACCAUGAGCCUGGUCAAGCAGCUCUCUGGCCAACUAGCUGAGCUCAAAGAACAGAUGACAGAACAAAGGAAAAACAAGCAGAGGCUGGGCUUUCUUGGAUCCAACGCGCCCCAUGUGAACCAUCACAUGCCACCCCACUGAUACCAUGGGGGGAAGCCGUGACUAGCCUUUCCUCCGUGUUCUCGCUUGAUUACAGAAUGAAAAAGCUGAGAUCGGGAGUGCUGAACAGUGCCUAUUGUUAGGAAGUUACAAAGAACCGAGUGCCAAGACGUUAAGUGGUUUAGCUGUGGGAACAAUCUGUAACUGUUUUUUUCACGGUUGAAAAGGGCCACAAGCUACAGAUAACUGGAGCGGGGUGGGGGCAGGGGCAUCUUCUGCAUUCUUUCUGCAGGCCAAAAAAAAAAGUGGCCUCAGUUUACACUCUCUUGUAAUUCACUUGGCUUCUUUGGGGACUGCCGGCAGAUGCAAAGGCCGAAGAUAAUUUGGCUCUUGUUGAUUUGAAUGUCGUCGUCGUAAGAAUCCUUGUAAAACUAAUGGAGCAACCAAGGGACAGAAAGAAUAGUUUAUUAACACAGAAUGCAACAGCCUCAUUCAGAAUUGGUAGUCCUUUGUUGUCAUAUUUGCUGGCCGGCAUCAUUUGCUGUGUUUGGCAUUUGCUCUCUUUCUUUUUUUUAAAUUACUGUAAAUAUGUCAUUGGAGAAAGCAAUAACAUUACAGCACAUUAAUUUGCUUUGGAAGAGGAGCAAAGCCACUCUCAAAACGGAAUUGUGUGUGUUUUUUGUUUUUUAGAAGAGGAUUGCAAAGACACAAUCUAAUGCUAAAAUAAUUUUAGCUGUCAGCUGUGCAAUUCCUUCCUUAUAAAAUAGAGCACAAUGGAUCUGCAGCUGGGAGAACUUGAAAUGUAUGCACAUAACCACUGACAACAUUAACUGGAAGUGAUUUCUUUGCUCCUGGAUUUAGAUGUUCUCUGUUAAUGUGGAUGCAAGUGGAGAUUUCACCUAAUGGUGGUAUUUAACUUUGUUUGUAAAUGUAUGCUCCAAGGAAAGGAUUGAGGAGAAAAUGUUAUAUUUUGUAACUAUUAUUAGAGAUGAAUUUAAGGGGGUAAACAGCUUUGAGAUGGCUGUCUAGGAAGAAUUGUAAUGGUAUCAAUACUGUCCAUAAAACCACACAGAGAAGCUAUUUGGUUUAAAUCAACAAAGGUUAGAUCCUACCCCUCCUUACUUUUUCUGUGGGAUUUAUUUCACAGCUAAAUCCCCUGGUGCCUUGAAUUUCCACUACUCCAGGAGUGGGCGAUCUUAUUUUUAUCCAUUCUGUGAUCCACCACACUGUGGCCAUCUCUGGAAACAGAACUUGGAUUAGACAAGUAUUGACCCAGCACUACAGUUCUUAAUGACAUCAGUAUUACAAGCGAGGUCAGGUCUGAAUCUUCGGCAGAGGCUGUGCCAUCUACAAAUCAAGUACAGUAUGAAGGGUUUUUUACUAUGGCAAUUCCACAGACUAUGAGGAGGAGAUUUUCAAGAGCACAAGUGGGAUGUAAAUGCAUUCAGUUUACACAGGCUUCCAGUAGAUCUUGGUAUUUUCUAUGUGCCUGUUUCAGGUUUAGCUUUCAAGCACAAAUACUGAAAAAGAAUUUUUAAAGUGUUUCUGUUAUAAAGCAGGUACCUGAUUACAUGUUAUAAAAGCAAAUCCAGAGACAAUUAGCAGUACUGGAAAGUUAUGAAACAUAUCUCAUGUUUUGUGUUUUGUAAUCAUCUCUUUAUAGGUUCUCAAUUGAGUCAGUGGGAUUUCUCAGGGUUGCACCAUAUGGUGGUAUUCUACAAAACCCUUACUUUGCAACAAUCCCAUUGGCUUAUUCAAUAAAGAAUUUGUGUGUUGCAUCUGUUAUAUUUUCUGUACAUCCCCCAUUUGUUUCCAUAAAGCAUAUAUAGGAGCAUUUUUAGUGGUUUUUAAAAUCCCAUAUCCCUUGUGUUUUAUAGUGAAUUGUGUAAAUUACAGAAAGACUUCAUGGCCAGAUCCUAUUAGCACUAUGUAUUAUGUUGGGCUAAUUAAUAUUGAGUGAAUCUCUGUAGAGCUGCAUAUAUGGGAUCCAAAAGUGUAAGACUGACUGUUGGGUGCCUUAGCAAAUCACAUAUUUUCCUUUCAAUAUCUAGCUUGUGAGAAGAGGAUGAAACAGAACAAUGGAAGAGCAUAAGUAAAUAACCAGAUUCUAUCCAAAUAGAAUCUAAAUGCCCGGGAGCAAAACCUAAGUGCCUUGCUUUGUUCCUUCCAGCUACUGGGUGAAAUCUUCCACCUUAUAGGACCACAGCCUUACAUUUCUGCCUAACAGUCUGAAGAACCUGCUGACACAAAGUUCUUGCAGAGAAUGAGAACCAAUCCUCAAAACCAGUUCUGGUCUGUGGAGGAAUAGUUGUUGUUACAAGGGUUGAAAAGGCUUCCACAACAUACCAAUGUUCUUGAUGAUUUGUAUGCCUUUGAAGGGAGAGGAAAGAUUGUGAUUUGAUAAGGAAUUAUAUGAUAUAAUAAGCUAUAUAGUAACUAUUGCUCAAAGGCCAAUUACAUGUUUUGCCUGUAUGAAGGGUCCCAGAUUCAAGUUCCAAGGAGGAUCUCACCCAGCAGGUCUGAGAAAGAUCUCUGCUAGAGUCCUUAGAAAGUCUCAACUUGCCAGAGUAGACAACACUGAGCGAAAAGUGCACGGGGCUACUCCAUAUGUCACAGUAAAAGUGAGCACACUUUUUAAAAUUAGCAUCUACCUGCUUCCAGCCUGGGGCAUCUGAGCUGGCUAUGUAUCUUUUUCUUUGAACACCACCAAAGUAAACAUUGGGGAGCCAGGGAAGUUUCAGCUUCCUUCACUUUGUUCUCACAAGGCACUCAUGCUGAAAUAAAAAUAUGAGCAUUAAUUUUUGCAGGGCAAGGAGAGGUCUCAAGCAAAUUCUUAUAGAUUGGAUUUGCAUGCAAAACAUAGAUUUUCAGUUUUAUCCCACAUAACCAAUGAUGGACAAAGUUGGAGUACAGUGUUAGAAAAAGGACACAAUAUAAAAGUAUUGGGUUUAGCAAGCUGAUGCUAUUGCCUUACAAUUCAUCAAGAAAAAAAGUUAUAGGGAUGAGUCCCUCAAGUGUCAAGCACUUUUAAGUGGCAUUUAUUUCAACUGGAAGAAUUAAGCAUGGGCUUAAUUGUUGUCUUUGUUUGUUGUUGUUGUUUUUAAGUAACCCACAAAGUCCAACUUUUAAAGCAAAGUUUUUUUAAAGUCCCAUAAUUCAAAAAGCUGAACACACAUUCUGAAAUUCCCAAAUCUGAAUGUGUUCAAAAUUGUGUUAACGGCUCUGAUUUUGUUUUAAUUGCUGGUCUUAUUUACACUGUAACUUCUCAUGAGUUCCAUGGAUGUAUUUCUCUUUCUUUAACUUCCUUCAGUGUCACCAUAUCCCAUUUAUUAGGACAGAAAAGCACAGAGUUAUAAAGACCAGUGCUUUUUAAUUAUUAUUAUUAAUAGUAAUAAUAAAUAAUUUGGGGGGAAGCUAGAGCACAUGUUAUAGUUUCAACUGGUGCUUUGGCUGUCUUGUUUUUGGUGCUUGUACUAAGAGAGCAUCAUCAGAAUCUCCCUUUGCAGUUGUGAAAUCACUUUACAUUGUUUAGCACCGCUAGACAUAGCUCAGUGUUGUUCAGGCUUUUCUCUUGUCUUAAUUGUCUGAAGGGGGAAAAAAUACUGGAACUUUAUGGAAUUGCUGGAAUUUACAAAAUUAUGGAAUAAAUGUGGUAAUUUUUGAUCUGGAGAGAGUAGCUCUAACUCCCAAAAUAGCUGGUAUUUCUGUUACUAACGUUCUAUUGCAAAUAAAGACUUGCUGUGGGAAUCAGAAACUUGAGUUUAGACUUAACAGCUCUGCUGAUUUGUGCACCAAAUUCCUGGUUACAGAUGCUACCUGUUGCACUAUCCUUACUACCAACCUGUGUAAUCUUUCCUCUUGAUCACAAAGAAUCUGUGGCUCUGAUUCCGCAGUGCACACACAGAGCAGAGGGAUUGCGUACCCUUAAACAUGUAUAAAAACUGGCAGAAGAGGGCAUACAAGGAACUGAAUCCAGCUCCACUCCCCUUCCAAACUGAUUACUGGGAUUUUGGCACAGCCCCAGCUCUCUGACUGGGUUGGAAAUACAUGCCCAGAACCCUGCUUCCCUGUGCUGGAGUGAAGUGCAUAUGUUUGCUAUACAGGGAGACUUGAAACGUAGCAUAUAAGGCUGUAAUAGCUGUCAGUUAAUGCCAUGGUAUAGUUUGCAAUAUUUAUAGCUUCCAAGCCAGACUGCCUUGAUCCAUUACUAUAGAUAAUUCUACAGUCACAGAUUGUAACUACUCUAUACUUUAAAAAAAGAAAAGGCUCCAUUUUUACAAAUGUGCAGGGCCUGGAUGUUAAGGUUCAUAUUUUCUGAGGCUACAAGCAUCAUUCUUCAAUUAUUCAUGGCGGCAUGUGUGGAAAGAUAUGUUUCCAGUCCAGCAGCCCCAUUGGACAGUGGGGCUUCCAUGCAAGCACAGAGUUGUACACAGGCAGAAAUGUACACUGCCCCAUUCCUUCAGUGUCAGGAAAGGUUUUGUAUAGGCAAGCCAUUGCUCAUCUGGAGCGUCCCUAAUAUUUAAGUGAAGGGGUAGUCUCUGGUCUUAUGGAGCUCCAUGUCUACAGAUCAUGAUGCAUGUUUUUAAUCCUUGCAACUUCUUGAUUAAAAUGAUAGUACCUGUGCAUUUAUGGAAAACAACAGGUGGGCAAGAGAAUCACUGUUUUUAUGCUCAUAUUUUUGUGUUUAAUUAGAGCCAACUCAGCUAGUUUGUGAUAACUCCUCAAAAAUGUAUGGUCAUGGAGAGCAAAGAACGUUUAAAGCCUUGGAGAAGAAGUGUGAUAAACGAUUUGACCAUUAAAAUCUACAUAAAUUAAGAUGCUCAUUGCUGCUGAAUGUAAAUUUAAUAAAUGGUUCUCAUUUUAUACA
Hemicordylus capensis (graceful crag lizard) is the source of this 13467-nucleotide messenger RNA. RefSeq names its product inositol 1,4,5-trisphosphate receptor type 2 (gene ITPR2). Gene Ontology annotation, molecular function: inositol 1,4,5-trisphosphate-gated calcium channel activity; inositol 1,4,5 trisphosphate binding. The transcript has 57 exons. Gene Ontology annotation, biological process: calcium ion transmembrane transport. Bases 534 to 8642 code for a protein of 2702 amino acids. NCBI's taxonomy places the organism in Eukaryota, Metazoa, Chordata, Lepidosauria, Squamata, Cordylidae. Gene Ontology annotation, cellular component: endoplasmic reticulum; membrane. The record is from RefSeq and is a predicted model, not a curated record.